Molecule: messenger RNA, 1781 nt
Organism: Biomphalaria glabrata
Lineage: Eukaryota; Metazoa; Mollusca; Gastropoda; Planorbidae
Product: zygote arrest protein 1-like
Exons: 4
Coding region: 31-627 (198 amino acids)
Biological process (GO): translation
Cellular component (GO): cytoplasm
Molecular function (GO): mRNA base-pairing post-transcriptional repressor activity
Source: RefSeq, a predicted model, not a curated record
AUUACUAGACAUCAUCAGAAUAUUGCCUUCAUGACCAACAUGGAUGCUGCAAAUCCACCACCAAAGACUAAAAGAAAGAGAAACAGACGAUCCAGAAAGAAGACAAAUCAGAAUACAAUUGGAGAUACCAACCGAAAUAGUGAUCCUGAAAAUGUAGACAAAACAGCAUCUAAAAAGAAAGGGAGAAGGAGAAGGCGGCGGCAUGAUGACAGAUAUUAUUGGAGAUUCCAUUGCAAGAAAUGUAACAGACACUGGGACAGUGCUCAUGUUUACACUGUUGCAGGUACAAAAAAGGUGAAAUUCAGACAGAGGUGUAAGGAUUGUGAAGAUUCUUGGUUGUUUCCAUACAGUCUACAAAUGUUACAAUGUAGUGUAUGUGGUGAGAGUCAAUGCACAUGCAAAUGUGAAGAUUGUGGAAAACUGAGACACAAAAGGUUUAUUGAAAAUGACCAAGGUGAACUAGUUGUAAAUACAGAAUUUGAAUAUUGUCGGUGUGAGAAAAGCAGAAAUAUCCCAGUGGGACAAUACAUUGAUCGUAAGAAAAAUCAUCGUUCUGACCUGUGUCAGAAGGGUAGACCUUGCAUUUAUGUGCAAUCACAUGACUCAGCAGAAGAUAAUGAACCUUAAAAACUAGUAUGUGCAAUAUUUUAUUACAGUAGGAGCAGUCCAAGUUUGUAUCCUUUGAAUAAAUCUGAAGCUAAAUGUAUUGAUACAUUAUAAGCAGAAUACCACACUUAUUUUUGCAGCUCGAUUAAUCAAAUAAGCAGAGCUUGUACGGAACCUAUGCAGUUAUGUAUUUCCAUUACCCUUUAUACUGUUUUCAUUUUAUUGUGAUCAUUACUAAAUCCAAAAAAAAAUUUAUACAAAAUUUGGUGACUGUGAUGGUUUUUAAGGUUCUAUUUCUCUUCAUGACUUGUUCAUAAAAUAAUUCAUUGAUAAUUAUUUAUUAUUACUUUUUUUGAAUAAUAAUUUUUAUUAUUUGAAAUUUUUAAAUUUUUUUUAAUACAAAAAUCUGAUAAUGUCUGCUACACAAUAUAAAUAUAUUUCAAUGUUUAAAUAUGUCUAAAGUAGGGUGCAAGAUAAAAGGUUGCUGUGGCAUUAUAUGUCUCGAGAGACAAUCUUUUCCUUUUGCAACUUCUUGUAUGACUAAAGAGGCCAAUCCUUGAUAGACAGAACUAGCACUCUCCAUGUUUUUUCAGAGACAUUACUGUCAUAGAUGGAGUGACUUCUCCAUAUAAAGAAUCAUUUAUAUAAUAUUUAUUGGGUAUUAAGAAUUUUUGGUUUAUAUUCUUUUGUUUUAUUUUGUUAGACAAUUUAUUGAUGUAGUUGAAUGUUAUAUCUUUUUUAUUUCCCAUAUCAAAAAGCACUGUGAUGUUUACUUUGUAUUUUUUUUUUAAGAAAAUUAAUUUUGAAAUUACUUUUAAAUGAGUAUUUUCAAUGCAAUUUCCUUUCUGUGAUACAUCAAAGUGUAACUAUUUUAUUCAUUGGGAUAAGAUUAUGAGUUGUACCUAAUACAUUUAUUAUACUUUUAGAUAUUUCCUCUAAUUUUGUAAGAACGUUUAUUAUAUGGUAAAUCUGAUACAUUAUUGGUACAUGUAUAUAAAAUCUCCUCAAUUAAAAUUUUCACAGAACAGUACACAAUUCUGUCAUGUUGAUAGCUUGUUGUUAUUCUACAUGUUUUGUUUUGAUUAAUUUUUUUUUAAUGGAAAACAUAACUAACAAUUGUUUUGGAGAAGGGAGAUAAUUACAACUACACUUAAUAAAUAGGUAUACUUUUGAAA